CCUGUAUAGCUUAUUUUGUCAUCAUUCGAACUUCCAAAUUUACUUGAUCACAAAUUGCGAAUAUGGGGGGUCUAAUAACGUGCUAUCUUGAUUGUGUAUCGCCAUAUUCGUAUUUCGCUCUUAUCUAUCUUGAGAAACAUAGAGGUCUUCUCAAAUCACACGGAGUAGAUAUUGAUAUAGUGCCCGUUUUUCUUGGUGGAAUCAACGUGGGUAGCGGAAAUAAACCCCCGUGGACACUUCCCGCCAAAGCCUCGUAUAGCCAAUAUGACAACGAGCGGGCAAAAAAGUUUUUUGGAGCCACAAAUGUCAAGACACCUGACUUCUUCCCUAUCCUGUCCUUGCUGCCACAGCGGGCAUUGAUCUACAUCAAAUCGCAACAUCCAGACCUCUUCAUUCAGGCAUUCCGCGACCUUUUUGUUGAAAUGUGGGAGAAAGGUGUGGAUGUCAGUAAGCCAGAACUUCUUGCAAAGACGUUCUCCCAGCACUUCAGCAAAAGCGAAGUAGAAAACAUCAUCAAGGGCGCAAACAGUCCCGAGUACAAGCAGGCAUUGAACGACAACACAAAGCAAGCUCUGGACCGAGGCGCAUUCGGCUGUCCGUGGUUCUGGGUGAAAAACUCCGAAGGCAAGGAGGAGCCAUUCUUUGGAAGUGACAGGUUUCACUACAUGUGGUCGUACCUAGACCUUCCCGUUAGAGAGUUGGAGCUACUUCCAGGGGGUAGGGCGAAGAUUUAAGCAAUGUGGCAUAGCGGAUCUCGGCAAGCUUCAGGUUUUUAGCCUUCUCCGAUCUUCUGUGUAACUAGGCGAUGAACCAUCUCAUUCGUGAGGUCACUGGUGCUCUCUCUAUACGCCAUGCGAUGAAAAUAGUUGAGAAUCGAUUCGCAAAGCCGUCUUUGCUUACGAUAUCAGACAAACCUCAGCUGUCUCAACAUGUUCAAUACCUUGUCUUCAUGCAAUCAUAC
Molecule: messenger RNA, 961 nt
Organism: Aaosphaeria arxii CBS 175.79
Lineage: Eukaryota; Fungi; Ascomycota; Dothideomycetes; Pleosporales
Product: glutathione S-transferase kappa 1
Exons: 5
Coding region: 63-734 (223 amino acids)
Biological process (GO): glutathione metabolic process
Cellular component (GO): mitochondrion; peroxisome
Molecular function (GO): glutathione peroxidase activity; glutathione transferase activity
Source: RefSeq, a predicted model, not a curated record